AUGGGAUCUCUUCGACAACGACGAUUCCGUUUCUUUUUCUCGUUCAUUGUAGUAAUUCCCGAUAUUCCAGUUAAUGCCCGAUGGAAACAGAAUGGAGUGACUGUUGCUGGAGGCAAUAGAGAAGGCGGUGCCACCAAUCAACUCUCGGGUCCUUGUGGUCUCUUCGUUGAUGAUGAUCAAACGAUGGUCACUGCUGACUACUACAAUCAUCGCAUCAUCCAAUGGAAGAUGGGUGAAACGAAUGGACAAGUAGUAGCUGGUGGCAAUGGCAGAGGAAAUCGAUUGAAUCAAUUAUAUCGACCAUCGGAUGUGUUGAUUGACAAAGAGACGGAUAGUCUCAUUAUUUGUGAUGAAGGGAAUCGACGAGUCGUUCGAUGGUCUCGUCGUAGUGGUACAACUCAAGGAGAAAUCCUCAUCGACAACAUCUCGUGUUGGAAAUUGGCCAUGGUUGAUCAGAGAUAUCUCUACAUCUCUGACAUCGAAAAACAUGAAGUAAGACGAUAUCAAAUAGAAGACAAGAAUGGAACUCUAGUGGCUGGUGGCAAUGGUAAAGGCGCCGAUCUCAAUCAACUCAACGGGCCGACCUACAUCUUUGUCGAUCAACAACAGACUGUCUACGUGUCAGACAACAACAAUCAUCGUGUGGUGAAAUGGAAUAAAGAUGCAAAAGAAGGAAUUGUUGUCGCUGGGGGUCAAGGGAAUGCUCUGACACAAUUGUCGCAUCCUCAAGGACUGUUUGUCGAUACAUUGGGUACCAUCUAUGUGGCAGACUCGUCGAAUAAUCGAGUGAUGCGUUGGCCUAAAGGAGCGAAAGAGGGCACUGUCAUUGUGGGUGGAAAUGGUAAAGGAGAAGGAGCAAAUCAGUUCAGCUAUCCCGUUGGUUUGUCCUUCGAUCGUCAUGGCAAUCUCUAUGUCGUCGAUUCUGACAAUCAUCGUGUUCAACGAUUUUCAAUCGAAUAA
Rotaria sp. Silwood1 is the source of this 960-nucleotide messenger RNA. The record is from the annotation of a GenBank genome assembly. NCBI's taxonomy places the organism in Eukaryota, Metazoa, Rotifera, Eurotatoria, Philodinida, Philodinidae.